UCGGUUUAUUAUAAAUUAUAAGUUACUGGUUUCAGUUAACCAUCGUGUUCAUUUUUUCUCCUUAAUUGAAAGAUUGAAUGAGUACGACUAAUUAGUUUAAGAACUAACGUGUUCAUUUAAUUUGUGUCAUAUUGUUUUAUUUAAGAUGUCUCAACAACAAACUAAAAACUCAAUAACGCUUCGAGGUUCGGCACAAAUAAUCUGCGAAUAUUUAAAGUUUGCAGUAAAUUCAGUGUUGUUCCAAAGAGGUCUAUAUCCACCAGAAACCUUCAAAGCAGAGCAACAAUAUGGAAUUACUUUACUAUUGUCAGAAGAUGCACAAAUUAAAAACUUUCUCACGAACCUAUUGACACAAAGUGAAGAAUGGAUAGUCAGCAAAAAAGUGAGUAAACUCUCGCUUAUUAUACUUAAUGUUGCAAACAAGGAAGUGCUUGAAUGCUGGGAUUUCAACGUCCAAUAUGAAGAUGGGGAUGUUGAGCUAUCAAAGGAGAUGAAAGAGACAGUCGCUAGCAAAGACUUAAAGAAAAUUCAGCUGGAAAUAAGGGAUGUUAUGUUGCAGGUGGCUGCUACAAUAUCAUAUUUACCAUUCCUCGACUGCCGUUGUUCAUUUGACGUUUUAGUACACGCUAAAACUGAUUGUGAUAUACCUGAGAAAUGGGCAGAAGCCGAGCCUGUUUCCAUAGCCAAUGCCCAAAACGUACAGCUCAAAACAUUCUCCACAGGCCUUAAUAAGAUGGAAACCGUUGUUAGUUAUAAGCUUAUGGAUUAGGUAAUAGGAAUUAUUUAUACAAAUCGCACAAUUUUGCGGGUUAGGUUAAGGCUUGUAAUAUGGUACCUUAAUUAUGUUAAAUGUAUAGUAUAAUUAUUUCUAAGUGCAGCCUGAUAUGUGUGUUUAUUUAUGUAAAAUUGUGCUUUAGUUUUUGAAGUGUUAACGUCUUUUAAAUCGAUGAACGCCGGCUGCACGUUCGAAAAAUUACGACUCAUUGUCACGUUCCGCCUCAGAGCGCGGAGCAAGCGAUAGAUUGUCAUGAUCGGCGUAAGCGUUUGGCUUGUUACGCAUCUAUCUUCGACGUUAUCACGUAAAACAAUACGUCCGUAAACCGACUUUAUAGACAACCUAUUUUUUUCUGAAGUUUUGUAAUCCUUCAUAAAAUUCCAGCUUUUUAUGAAGCGUUUUCUUAAUUUACAGAGCAUAGUGUGUGUGUGUGUAAUAGCUGUAGAAUUAGAUAUAUACAGUAUAUACUGAUCUUAUUUGUUCAAGUACAUAUUUUUAGUGCAUGUAGAUUUUAUGAGAUAUACAAGGAUUCCUCUGUUUAAUUAACUUUAAAUAGGAAUUUAAUAAAACAAGCUAAACCUUGUGUUAUACUAGUAUCUAAAAAUUAAUUUGCUAUUACUAUGCUAUCUGCUGAAAUUAAAAAAAUCUAUGUAUUAUUUACAUCUCGAAAAUAAAUAAGAUUUUCCAUAUUAUGGAAAAGGAAGUUUUGAUGUGUACGUACAUACAUAUAAGUUUUCGAGGUGAUAUUGAUAUUUAAAAUCGUUAAUUUAAAGCUACGUUAAUGUUAACGAUUGUAAAUAAUCCAUUUUAAACUAUAAUCUGUUAGCAGAUGAAAGACACCUUAGUCGGUUUUGGUUUUUUUUUAAAGGUUAGUUAAUAUAAUUUGUACAUAGAACUGUGAUAGUAUUUUAAGAGUAAUGUUAAGCAUUUUUAAACAUUUUGUAAUAAAUAGCCCAUAUCAAAACAAAGUGCUACUGCCAAGUUCAGUAUCCAUGGUGAAAUUGGUACUCUGAAGUUUCGCCAUCACUGAAACUUCGGAGUAAAAUUGAACUUAUUUUAAAGCUCGAAUCUGGCCACAAUCCUACAACUAGUGUCUGACAGAAAGCCAAUGCAAAGUGGCCCUAAUUUUGAUUGUUUUAGAGUCACAAAUUUUGAAUGUUAUCUUUUUGUUCUAUCAAAUUAUACUUACCCGGCUCAAAUGCUAUAAGUC
This is a messenger RNA of Pararge aegeria (speckled wood butterfly), 1985 nucleotides long. It is a transcript of the gene mad2, whose product is annotated as mitotic spindle assembly checkpoint protein MAD2A. The coding region runs from base 146 to 769 and encodes 207 amino acids. The transcript has 4 exons. Gene Ontology annotation, biological process: mitotic spindle assembly checkpoint signaling. The record is from RefSeq and is a predicted model, not a curated record. Gene Ontology annotation, cellular component: nucleoplasm; cytoplasm; kinetochore. NCBI's taxonomy places the organism in Eukaryota, Metazoa, Arthropoda, Insecta, Lepidoptera, Nymphalidae.